This is a messenger RNA of Papaver somniferum (opium poppy), 957 nucleotides long. Its product is annotated as mini-ribonuclease 3-like. Lineage: Eukaryota; Viridiplantae; Streptophyta; Magnoliopsida; Ranunculales; Papaveraceae. The coding region runs from base 70 to 777 and encodes 235 amino acids. The transcript is spliced from 6 exons. Gene Ontology annotation, biological process: RNA processing. The record is from RefSeq and is a predicted model, not a curated record. Gene Ontology annotation, molecular function: ribonuclease III activity.
CACACCAGGAAAAAGCAUUUUCCAAAUUCCAACUCAAAACUUUGAGCUUCUUCUCUCAGGCAAACAAAAAUGGCAGUAACAGGAACAACAGGAUUAGUUCUUAACUUGGUUUCAGCAUCAUGGGAUACAAAGCCAAUAAAAAGAAUAACUAAUCCAACCACUAUCCCAAACCCUUCUGUCAGGAACCCUAAAGCAAAAUCAACUACUAUCAAGAAGAAGAAGGAACUGAUUUCUACUUCAGAAUUACUCAAAUUAAACCAUACAAACCCAUCAAACACUAAAGUAGUAGGGAAGGUAGAUGAAUCACAUUUGGGUUGUGAGAGAUGGUUUCCUUCUGCACCAGAAGUAAAGAAGCCUCGUUCUAUUUAUAAUGCUGCAUCUUUAGCAUAUCUUGGAGAUUGCAUUUAUGAGUUAUAUGCUCGUAGACACUUUUUGUUCCCUCCUUUGACCGUUGAGGAAUACAAUGACCGUGUUAUGGCUGUAGUGCGUUGCGAAGCUCAGGAUGCAUUGCUCAAAAAACUUCUCUCUGAUGACUUCUUAUCAGUAGAAGAGAGAGAUAUCCUUCGAUGGGGGAAAAAUAUCGACACUGGGAAAACAAAGACGACACGACGUGCUGGUGCAGCAGUGUAUAACAGAGCUUCAUCCCUUGAAACACUGGUUGGUCAUCUUUACCUGACAAACGCUGAACGAUUAGAGGAAAUUAUGGUGAGGAUGGGAUUUACUACUGGUAUUUCCACCCAAUCUAUUGUUGAAGAAAGGGAGAGCAAGACCAAAUAAAAUUGUCUUCAACUAAGUAUCUCUUUUUUCACCUUGAACUUGUUGUAUAUUUGGAGGCUCUUAAGAUUUUGUCUGACCUUCACUUUAGCCUUAGGGACUGUAACUCAGACUAACCGGUUGUAAAUAUAUUGAUUGCAAGUCAGUUAAGUUUUGUGGAUCGACUUCAGGAUCUUAGCCUAA